GGGGGGGCGCUCUAGCCGGCGCCGCUCGACUGCUCCCCGGCGGCGGAGGGCGACAGUAGCGGAGGGGGAGAGCGGCGGGAGGUACUACCCAGCAUGGCAGUCGAAGGCCUGGAUGUGGGGAAAGACCCAAAUAGCCCAACCCAUUCCAGGACCCUGUUCCUCCAAGAAGAUGGCACCUCCAUCUCCUUCUACGUGCGCCCCGGGCCCACGAAGCGCCGACUUUCCACCCUCAUCCUUCACGGAGGGGGGACUCUGUGCCGCGUGCAAGAACCCGGGGCGGUAGCCCUGGCCCAACCAGGGGAACCGAUGGCGGAAGCCUCCGGGGAGUUCAUCUCCACCCAGUAUAUCACCGACUGCGUGGAGAAGAACGAGAGGCUGGACUUGGAGAAGUACAGGUUGGGUAAGGCGGCCGCUGGCAAAGUUGCCAAAGUGCCAGAAAACCCCAAAGCUGGGCAGAGCAGCCAGGCCAGCGGUUCCCCAGAGCCAGGAUCCACUCGUUCGGUUCCCCUCAGCGGGCGCAUCCCCUUCACCGACGCCGAGGACACGGCCAUCUUGACCUACGUGAAGGAGAACGCCAAAUCUCCGAGUUCGAUCACCGGCACCACCAUCUGGAAAGCGAUGGAGAAGAUCGCCUUGACCCAGCAUUCGUGGCAAUCCAUGAAGGACCGAUACGUGAAGCAUCUGAAAGGCCAAGAGCACAAGUACCUCCUAGGGGACAGCUCUGUCGUCCCCGCGAACGAGAAGCUCAAGAGGAAAGCCGAGGAGACGGUGGCUGCAGACGGUGAGCCGCUGAAGAAGAAGGCUUCUGCCCCCGCGGGCCCCCCGCAGAAGGAGGUUCCAGAGCCACCGGCGCAGGGCAAUGGCCCAACGGAAGGCAGCAUUUUCCAAGAGGCCAACCGGGAAUUUGAGGAAACCGAGGUUGAUGAUUCCACCCCCGACCUUGAUGAAAGCCUGAUAAAGGGGGGCCCCGAUGCCAACGCCAGCUCUGAAAACCCGGGCCCGGGGCAGAAGGAGGUCCCGGAGAAGGCCGGGGCCCCGGAGGAGGAGGAGGAGGCCACCAGCACCGCCACGGCGGUGGUGGAGGAGAGCCUGCUUCAAGCCGAAGAGGGGCCUUCAAGCCCUGCCCUGAGUCCCCCCGAGGUGGGAGCUGCCAUCCGAGCCAUCCAGCAUCUCAUGGAGGAAUUCAACUUGGACCUGUCGACGGUCACGCAGGCCUUCCUGAAGAACAGCGGAGAACUGGCCUCCACCUGCGCCUUCCUGCGGACCGGGCGGCGGGCCGACGGCUACCCUAUCUGGAGCCGGCAGGAUGACGUGGAUUUACAGGGCCACGACGAGAAUGACCGGAACAAGCUGAUCCAAAAAUUCGGGGCUCAGAACGUAGCCAGGAGGAUUGAGUUCCGAAAUAGCUGAGAGCAACAAGUUCCCUCAAACAAUCACGGGGAGUGAUGGGGAAAGAUCGGGGUGGGGGGGUGGCCCUCGAGGGGAGUACGAGACAGAUAUCACGGCCUGGCGGAAGGUGGCUAAAUGGGGCUUCGGGAAGCUACCGUAGAGCCACCUUCUGCGGGCCAGGCUUGGAUCCAACUGACUCCUGGGCCAGGCCUGGCUCCGGAUGACCAGCUUGGGUCCCCUCCUGGGCCUCCCACCCCCCUCAGUAUCCCGUGCCCUACUCCCCUCUAUCCCAUUUCCACGUAGGACUAGGUCGAAGCGGGGCACGGCAGCCGUGCGAUGCUUUCAGGCCGAAGCGGCCGCCCCCGCUGGCUGUAGAGGCUACAGAUCCCGGCACUCCCCCUCCCCGCCCCGAGAGAACAGAACCCCGCGUGUGUUAGAACCGUGCGUGCGUCACUGCUCCGCAGAGGAGGAACCGGCACUGGAGGAGUGCGCCUCGGCCUCCGUCCCGGUCCCGGCUGAAUCCGGGCCUAACUUUGUUCCCCGGACCCGGCUUGGACUUUCGGGCGGGGAGGGGGGUGGCUGGGGAGGUGGGAUCCGGACCCGGGCUCAACGUGGGCUGUACCGUGAAAACGUAGCCGGCGUCGGACCGGCUGCAGGUCACAUAACGGGACGUUGGCUGGAGAAGUUUCCAGAUUGGCUGCCAGCUGCCCAUUUCAAGGGUGUGAACCUCUCCCCUUUCCUCUCUCCCCCUGGGAAACUCCCUUUACCAACAGAGCGUUAGGGACUCAGAAGGGCCCCAGGAACACGUAGGCGGGUGGGCCUGCACCCAACAGAUCUUGACCGUGGCCAUCUCUCGCCGUCACUGCUGAGUUACCUGCAGUUCAUCCCCGUCAAGCAGGUUGGGGUGAACCGAAGAAGACUGCCAUAAAACUAGGUGGAGAGGACCCCCCACCCGCUGAGCAAUUUACGGCAACUUCACCCUAUUAAUGAGAGCAAAGGCCGACAAAGAGGAAGGCAGUGCUGUUUAAAUGGUUCCUUCUGCUGCUCUGGGAAGGUAGGGGUAGGCCAGUUGUCCCUUAGGACUGCUAAAAACUUCCUUUUGGAAAACUGGGGAAGAGCCAGGAGAUGCACCCCCCUCCCUCCCCAACAAUGAGGGCGGAACGGACAGGAAUAGAGACUCUCCUCAUCCCCCAGUAGCGACGGCCAGGGCCGGGAAACCAGGGGAAGGGAGCGCUGCGACGAACCUGUUGGAGAGGCGGGUCCUGUGGAAGCCGACGUCAGAUCCAUCCGCCCGCCAAGAACGCGUCUUGUCAAUUCACCGGGUGUCGAGCCACGCUCAAUCCCAGACUCGUAAAUGCUCGGUAACACCGUCUCCCUGCCCGUCUUGGCCUGGGACAGGCGGGAGGAGGGAGGUGUAGAUGCCUGAGCCCCGCAGACCUGCCGCUUUUCUUCCUAAGAACCCCAAACCCCUCAUCUCUGUAACGGACGCUUAGUACUAAAUGUUAUCUUAUAGAUCUGAUGAUUGGGCAAAGUCUCUUGGUUUAUGUGCCAUCUGUUAUUGAUCGGUCAGUUGGUGUUUGAGUGCUGACUCCGGGGAGAGCACUUCCUGUAAUAAUCCCGAGGGAGUGUGCGGUAGUAGACACGAUCCCUGCUUUCAAGAAGCUUCUGCUGCUUCCCUCUGCCGGGGAUUAUUCCUAUUAAUUAUUGGUUUAUGCUG
This is a messenger RNA of Ornithorhynchus anatinus (platypus), 3106 nucleotides long. RefSeq names its product TERF2 interacting protein (gene TERF2IP). Gene Ontology annotation, cellular component: shelterin complex. The transcript has 4 exons. The record is from RefSeq and is a predicted model, not a curated record. Gene Ontology annotation, biological process: telomere maintenance via telomere lengthening; regulation of DNA-templated transcription. Gene Ontology annotation, molecular function: telomeric repeat DNA binding. Bases 94 to 1410 code for a protein of 438 amino acids. NCBI's taxonomy places the organism in Eukaryota, Metazoa, Chordata, Mammalia, Monotremata, Ornithorhynchidae.